AUGGUGAACUUCCAUCCACACAGCAAUCUCUUCAAAUGGAACAAUGGGGAUUUGCAUCUGUUCCAUGUUGUGACAGGAAACACCACUCCCAGCAACAUGCUGUUUGAUCCCACCCUUGAUAGGCACCUUGUGCAGGCUGUGAAUGCUGUUAUGAGAGAAUUGGGCACAGCUGCAAGGGACCACCAAUCACACCCAUCUCACCAGUCUGUGGUAGAGAUGGGUAUCCUCUACUUGGUGUGCCAGAUCAAGGUGGCCUCUGUACAUCUGAAGCAGACUGCUGAUAUUGCAGGAUGGCCUGCACAUUGGUUUGCAAACCUAGCAAUGGACUUGAAUCAGCUUAAUAGCUUGAUUCUGGUGACAGUGUUGCAUGCCGGUUAUACUCCUCCCCUCCCAGUGUGCUACCAUGCAUACCUCAGACACCAAGAUGAUGAGCUUCACAUUCCCUUGGUGGCUAUAUUCUUCCAAGGAAUACACAGCAGAUUCCCAAAGACUGCAAGGCAAGGGAUUGUUUUCCCUGGCCUGGGAUUUUUUUUUUUUAAGUUGAUGAUGGCCCAGGGCUUAUGGCCAUUGCCUGAGGCACCAAUUGCAGACCAUCUCAAUGGCCAUAUUGAGGAGCAGGUAAACUACUGCAUCAAAAAUAUUUGGAAAUAUGCCAAUGUUGUCAACAGUCAGGGUUGA
This is a messenger RNA of Pisolithus orientalis, 678 nucleotides long. RefSeq lists its product as uncharacterized. The record is from RefSeq and is a predicted model, not a curated record. Bases 1 to 678 code for a protein of 225 amino acids. NCBI's taxonomy places the organism in Eukaryota, Fungi, Basidiomycota, Agaricomycetes, Boletales, Pisolithaceae. The transcript is spliced from 7 exons.